Lutzomyia longipalpis is the source of this 2871-nucleotide messenger RNA. It is a transcript of the gene Cpsf6, whose product is annotated as cleavage and polyadenylation specificity factor subunit 6. The transcript has 8 exons. Bases 221 to 2203 code for a protein of 660 amino acids. Gene Ontology annotation, cellular component: mRNA cleavage and polyadenylation specificity factor complex. The record is from RefSeq and is a predicted model, not a curated record. Lineage: Eukaryota; Metazoa; Arthropoda; Insecta; Diptera; Psychodidae. Gene Ontology annotation, molecular function: mRNA binding. Gene Ontology annotation, biological process: mRNA alternative polyadenylation.
AACCUUUCGUUCGAAUUUCGCGUGACAAUCCCAGAGUGACUCCGGGAAGUGGCGUUGCUUUUUUUCUUAAGUCGAUUUUACCCAAAAAUUCGGUAAAUAUUGGCAAAAUUUGUACGUGUUUUCCAUUCUCUGGGGCUUUCUUUCGCGACCUGCAGCGGUGUUUUGUGCAAAAGUGCUGGGAAUUGGGGUGAAAAAGUACGUGGAACCCGGCGUCGAGAAAAUGGCGGAUGCUUCGAUAGAUUUAUACGCUGAUGAUUUAGAUCAGGAUUACAAUCAGAAGGAUGAAUUUGGUGGGGAAGGGGUGGAUUUGUACGAUGAUGUACUGGCCAGCCAGCCGGGAGGGACUCCGCGUUCGGAUACCGGAGCCCCCGGUGGAGAUCGCUCAUUAGAUAGAUCCGAGAGCUCCGAGACAAACGGAGGUUACCACCAUAUUGGCAACAACUUGGCCCCCACUCACAUGGGGAGACGCUAUCAGCUCUACGUUGGGAAUCUCAACUGGUGGACAACGGACCAAGAUAUGGCGGAUGUGAUUGAAGAUAUUGGCGUAAAGGACUUCCAAGAGGUGAAGUUCUUCGAGAAUCGCGCCAAUGGGCAAUCCAAGGGCUUCUGCGUGAUCACUCUCGGCUCCGAAUCGAGCGUACGCCUCACGAUGGAUCGUCUGCCGAAGAAAACGAUGCACGGGCAGGUACCAAUGGUUACUCCGGCCACGAAGCAGGCGCUCAAUCAGUUUGAGAGUCAGCAGAAGACGCGUCCCAAUCCACCGCCGACGAAUGGUCCACGUGGGCCCGUACCAAUGGGAGGCCCACCACCGCAUUCAGGCGGCCCACCGCCUGGCCAUCAGCCGCGCAUGAUGAAUCCCAAUGGACCGCCCCAUAUUCGUGGGCCACCGCAUAUGCAGGGACCGAGAAUGUCCGGUGGACCACCCGGACAGCCCGGAGGACCCGGCGGACCCCGAAUGGAGAUGUCGAUGCACCAGGGAGGGCAGCAUAUGAAUCAGGGGCCGCCGCAGGGACCUCAGGGACCACCGAGGUUCCAAAAUCAAGGUCAAUGGAAUGGACCGCCGCGACCGUCUGGGCCCCCACGUCAGGGAGGCCCCAUGCCAGGAGGCCCAUCUGGACCGCCUCAGCAUCGACCAAUGGUCUCUAAUCCGCAGUUCCAGGGCGGACCAGGAGGGCCACCACGUGGGGUGCGUCCAGAGUGGAAUAGGCCACCAAUGCACGGUGGCUUCCCGGGUCAGGGACCACCACAGGGGCACCCCCAGGGCCCACCACAUAUGCAAGGUCCCCCUCGUGGACCGCCGCAGCAGCAAAUGGUCGGUCCACCACAUCCACCGCAUCCCCAGCCGGCGCCACACGUGAAUCCGGCCUUCUUCAAUCAGACCGGUGGUCCGGGAGCACCACAACAUGCCCCUAUUGGACCCCCACACGGUGGACCGCAGCAGAAUAUGCAAUCCCAUCCGCCGCCGCAUUUCAAUCAAGGCGCCCCACGUGGCCCAUGGCCGGGACCAACAGGCAAGCCCGUGGGACCUCCAUUCCCAGAGCAGGGUAUACCAACGCCGCAAGUCAGUGAGGUGGAAUUUGAGGAGAUUAUGGCGCGAAAUCGUACCGUCAGCAGUUCAGCCAUUGCCAGGGCCGUUUCCGAUGCAGCAGCCGGAGAGUAUUCAUCAGCCAUUGAGACACUUGUGACGGCAAUUUCACUGAUAAAACAGUCAAAGGUGGCACAAGAUGAGCGCUGCAAGAUCCUCAUUAGCUCCUUACAGGAUACAUUACAUGGCAUUGAGACAAAGAGCUACAGUCGUCGCGAGAGAUCACGCUCACGUGAACGCUCCCACAGGCGUGCAAGACGUGAGAGAUCCACAUCAAGAUACCGUGAGAGAUCACGCGAACGCGAUCGUGAUCGUGAUCGUGAAAGGGACAGAGAUCGUGAAGGGAGGUACCACAGCGAGAGUAGCAGCUACAGAGAGAGUACUCGCGAAGGGCGUGACAGAUCAAGAAGUCGCGAUCGUGGGGGUGGCAGUGUGGGUGAUGCAAGUGGAAUAACUGAACACUACAGAGAUGAAAGUCGUUCCCGACCGCGAAAAUCCUCAGAAUUGGGUGGUGGGGACAUGAAGUACUAUGCCGAUCCAGCACGCGAUAGAGAACGCAUCCGACGGGAUGACGAUGGCAGACGGCAGGAUCGUGAUGAGCAUCGUUCGCGUCAUUAAAACACAAGAAGAAUCACCAGAACUUUGGCUCCUCCAAAAAAAUUCCCUCUUCCUCAUCAUUGAACUCUUCAACACACACACACACAACAAAAUCUUCUCUUCAACUUUAACAUAAAUUAAAAGGAGGAUUAAUAGUUAAUCGCUGUAUUAAAAAAAAAAGAAAAUAAUUCCCGUGCGACUGCUGUAAGGAACUAAAUGUGGCUGAUUUUUUGUUGUUGAGAUUACAAAUGCAUUUCAUUUACUGUGAGUGCGUGAAAGAAGUGCAAGAGUGGACCUUUCAGUGCGGAGUUUACAAAGAAAAAUCCUUUUUUUUUUGUCCGGAAUUGUGUUUGACUUAAGAGUUUCUGUGCAGUUCGUACGGCUGUAGGUGUUGAAACAAAUAAAAUUUAAAAAAAAUAAUAUUAAUAUUAAAAAGAAAAUUAAUAAAAAAAAUCAAGUGUCGCGUAAAAGAAGUUUCCUUCGGCGAAAGAAAAAGGAAGGAAGACACCGCUGGACGCCGUGGGAGGUAGCAGAAGAAGAAUGUAAUGUUUGGUGAAAAAAAAAAAAGAAGAUGAAAAGAAGAAUUCAAUUAAUAUUUAGAGAAGUAAAAAUGUAUGUGAAAAAACCUGCAAAAAUUGUAUUUUUGUAUUUAUUUCCUAUUUAUUUUUUAUUUAUUUCCUACUCAUGUA